CUGGCACUGUUUUUGUUAGUCACUCUCUCAAUCAAUAACACCCGGUUUUUCUGGACAGUUUUCCUAAUUACUUUCUCCAUUCCGCGGCCACAUUUUCUAAGGAACGCAAGAUGUCGCUUAUAAUUGAAUCGGGCAAAUCGGAUUUCAUCAAAGCAAAUGUUUCCAAUUCGCACAACGACGCCGUCGCCUUCGAGGUGAAGUUCGCCAAGGAUCUAACAGUUGCCCAGCUUAAGAGCAAGCUGGAGAUCUUGACGGGCGGAUGUGCGGGCACGAUGAAGGUACAGAUCUUCAAGGGGGACACCUGCGUGUCCACGCUGGACAACGACGACGCCCAAUUGGGUUACUAUGCCAACUGCGAUGGCCUACGACUGCAUGUGAUCGAUAGCUUUGCCACGUUCUCCUUCGACAGUGCUCCCGUGGAGAAAUUCGAACUGUCCAAGGAUCAGUACGAGCAGAGGACCGAUUCCGUGCGGAACUACCUCAAGCAGAAUCGGCUGGGCAAGUACAACGAGGAGGAGGUGCAACAGGCAGAGGAAAAGAGGCGCCUCCAGGCGGAGGAGAUCCAGAAGCGGGCGGAACUGUGCGUCCUGGGCGGGCGAUGCGAGGUUACGGUGCCAGGUAAUCCCACCCGACGCGGAACAAUCAGAUAUAAUGGUCAGCUAGAAGGCAAAAGCGGUCAUUUCAUUGGCAUCGAAUAUGAUGAGCCGCUGGGCAAGAACAAUGGAAGCAUCGCUGGAAAAGCAUACUUUAGCUGUGCUCCAAAUUACGGCGGCUUUGUAUCCCCAUUAUCCGUUACGGUUGGCGAUUUUCCACCGGAAGAAUUCAACAUGGACGACGAACUCUGAAAGUAUUUGGCACACGCCACAGUCCACAACACAUCUCGCAUCGCACAUGCCACUUUAACCAAAAGACUUGCAAGGCACUUAGAUUAUUUGAACGCAGGAAAUCACAACACUAAUUAUAGUUAUGCCAUUUUUAUUAAUUAAAACAUCUAUGUAUGUAUGUAUAUCAGAUAUUCUUACAACAUGAUUAUUCGUAAAUUCUAUAAUCGGCUUUAUCAUAAUUCUGAAUUAAUGGUGUUCUCAAUAAUUUCGCUUUGUUUUACAUUAACUCAACUGUUUUUGGACCGAAAUAAAUACCAGAAAUGAGUACACA
Messenger RNA from Drosophila elegans, 1155 nucleotides. RefSeq names its product tubulin-folding cofactor B (gene TBCB). NCBI's taxonomy places the organism in Eukaryota, Metazoa, Arthropoda, Insecta, Diptera, Drosophilidae. The transcript has 4 exons. Gene Ontology annotation, molecular function: microtubule plus-end binding; alpha-tubulin binding. Gene Ontology annotation, biological process: post-chaperonin tubulin folding pathway; tubulin complex assembly; cytoplasmic microtubule organization. Gene Ontology annotation, cellular component: microtubule plus-end; cytoplasm; nucleus. The record is from RefSeq and is a predicted model, not a curated record. The coding region runs from base 111 to 845 and encodes 244 amino acids.